Molecule: messenger RNA, 1818 nt
Organism: Aspergillus pseudonomiae
Lineage: Eukaryota; Fungi; Ascomycota; Eurotiomycetes; Eurotiales; Aspergillaceae
Product: 3' exoribonuclease family protein
Exons: 1
Coding region: 477-1721 (414 amino acids)
Biological process (GO): nuclear polyadenylation-dependent rRNA catabolic process; nuclear mRNA surveillance; TRAMP-dependent tRNA surveillance pathway
Cellular component (GO): nuclear exosome (RNase complex); cytoplasmic exosome (RNase complex)
Source: RefSeq, a predicted model, not a curated record
AGAGAUGUGACUGCGUUACUUGUUCAUUUCACUAGGAACGCGCGAUGUGAACUGGUCUUCAUCCAUAGUAGCCUGGAGCAACACCGGCUCUGCUCCUUGGUCAUACAAUCUGACUUGUGAGGGGUGUUUCUACUAUACCUUUCGCAAUAGACUAAUCUCCAUUAGCAGAAGAGCAACCCCUCACAUAUUGCGCAGAAAGCGCAUAUAUCCAACUAAAUGAAUUAGUAGGUUAUGCUAGCAGCUAGUAGUAGUAGCGUAAAUGUGAGUGUUGGUGGCUAAAUACUCCGCAGGGUUAUUGGCUUGCGCAGCAUUCACCGCCUAUAAUAUCGAAACUAUUCUGCCGCCGAAAAAUAAGUUGCAGCUUCUUUCCCACGACCAACAAGAACGACCAGAUCGGGAAAUCCAAUUAUUCCCCUCGUUAUACAAUCUUCCCUAUCAGCUGGUUGAAUCCGCCCGUGGAUUAUUCUCAUUUGAAAAUGGCUCCAGCCGCAGCUGCAGCUGCGCAACCGACCACGUCUCUUACUCUGCCCCCCUCACAGUUCGCGCGGCUUCAACCUCACGCUUACCUUCUUGCCCACUUAUCACCUCCCCCAUCGAGCAACCAACCAUCUAUCCGAGCCAAUGGCCGUGCCACUUCACAGUUCCGUGUUACGUCUGCCAAUACGGGCUCCUUGACCCAUACGAAUGGCAGUGCCGUAGUGAGACUCGGCGAUACCACUGCCGUAUGCGGUGUUCGCGCGGAAAUCCUGCACACAGAAGACAUUGCAUCGUGGAGCGUAUCCCGACCACCACCAGCAUCAUCAUCAUCCACUCCAGCAAACAAGCGCCGCAAGCUAACGGAUCCUACGGCCAAGCCAAGCGAAACGCCCGACGACAAUAAUGAAGAGGACAACGAUGAAUCACACAUUCAAGACUUCAACCUUUUAGUGCCUAACCUCUCCCUGAGCACCGGGUGCGCGCCAGGCUUUAUCCCAGGCGCACCUCCCUCGGCAUUGGCACAGUCGCUGUCCCACCAAAUUCUCACAUUGUUGCACAGCACACGACUGGUCCGUGCGGAGGACCUACGAAUUUGGUAUCAACCGCCGAAUCUGGGGCCUGAGGAACUAGAACGUCACAAUGAAAGCGAACAGAUGGAUGUAGAUGCACCCCAGGGAGAAGCUGGCGCCGAGAAAAACAGGGAGAUUAAGGCUUUCUGGGUGCUUUAUAUUGAUGUUAUGAUUGUUUCGCUGGCUGGUAAUCCCUUUGAUGCUGCUUGGGCGGCUGUCCUUGCCGCGCUGCGGGAUACCAAGUUGCCCCGGGCGUGGUGGGAUGUUGAUAACGAAAUGGUGGUAUGUUCAGACGAUAUCUCGGAGGCGCGCAAGCUAUCUUUGCAGGGGCUGCCUGUCUCGAGCUCGUUCGCUGUUUUCGAGGCUGAUGCGGCUUCUGGGUGGAGAGCUGAGGUCAUUCCAGAUGCUGAAGAGGAGAGGGAGCUUGAUGACAGCUCUAGGAAGGGGAACCAACGGAGGUGGAUCCUGGCCGAUCCCGACGGUUACGAGGAAGGGCUGAGCCAGGAGAGAGUCUGUGUUGUAGUUGACAAAGAGCAGGGCGGGAAAGGGAAGACUGUUGUUGUGAAACUGGAAAAGAAUGGCGGAUGGGCUGCGGACGCCAAAGAGCUGAAGGCUCUAGUAGACAUAUCCGCUCAAAGAUGGGAAGAUAUAAAACAAAUUCUUGAGCAGUGCUAGAACUACCAUCUGAUUAAAACAAAUAGUGAAGGUUACGGUUAAUGAUACCAAUUGAAAGAUUCGUGUUCAUGUAUGUCUUUCUUUAUGAUUACAGCUG